This is a messenger RNA of Lycium barbarum (goji berry), 1957 nucleotides long. RefSeq names its product F-box/kelch-repeat protein At3g23880-like. The record is from RefSeq and is a predicted model, not a curated record. Lineage: Eukaryota; Viridiplantae; Streptophyta; Magnoliopsida; Solanales; Solanaceae. Gene Ontology annotation, molecular function: protein binding. The transcript has 2 exons. The coding region runs from base 367 to 1689 and encodes 440 amino acids.
UACGCCUAGACAAAUGCUCAGAGAUUGCAACUUACGCCCUGCAAUACACCUCGAUGUGUUUUGAUACACCUCGCCUUGAGGCUAGCCUUGGGGCUCGCCCAGAAGCUUAGCUGAAAACUACUUUUAGAAGGAGAAACAGGAUAUACAAAGUCCGUUUUAAAAUGGACAAGUUUCUGUCGUGUCUCCAAUUCCGGGCACAAAAGACAAAUAGGUUGAAAAGAACAGGAGUGUCCCCUUAAUCCUUAUAAUCCAACAUAGUUCUUUUGAACUUUGUUAAACCCUCAAAACCCUGAGAGGCCAUUUCCCCUUCUUCUUUGGCAAGACUAGGCUGUCUAUUUUGCAAAACCCUUUUCCCAACAAAGAGAGAUGCCUCCUAAAGGCAAAGGAAAGAAAGGGAAAGGGAAAGGGAAAGGGAACGGGGAUUCCAAGAAAACAAAGAGCACAGUUCCAAACCCAACUCCCCACUUGUAUUUCCCUAAAGAAAUCAUCUGUAAAAUCCUUUCCCGUCUCCCUGUGAAGACCCUUUUACGAUUCAGUUGUGUUUGCAAGCAAUGGCGGAACCUCAUUUCUAAACCCAACUUCAUUGCCGACCAUUUCCGCCACUCUUCUUCUUUGCAGCACUCCGGUUCAUCCCUUCUUAUAGGCAGCCGUCAUCACAAGUCCAAUAAUCAUAUACUCUCACUAUACAAACCACCUGAACCAGUUGUUGACCUCGAAAACAACCCUUAUCCUUGUUUCUUUCCCAAUAUGUACAUUGUGGGUCCUUGCAAUGGCAUUGCGUGCCUUUUUAAUCCACCUUGGGGUGAUGUCAUCACCCUUUGGAACCCGGCAAUGAGGCAGUCUAGGAUGGUGGAGCUUUCUGAAAGAGAGCCCAUUCAGGGAGUGCAUGGGUGGGUAUCAGUUGGAUUGGCGUUUGAUUCCAAGGAAAACGAGAUGUUGAUCUUGAGAAUCUUUUGUGUCGGGCUAACAUCUCCAGUCCCGAACCACGUUGAAAUGUUUUCAACGAAGAGUCUCAAAUGGAAAGAGCUGAAAAAUGACAUGGUUUUCAGUAUUGUGGAGUAUACUUGCAAUGUGAUCGUGAAAGGUGUGCCUUAUUGGUUGGUUUGUAUGAUUGAUAAAUUUGGAGCGCGUGCGGUGUGUGUGCGCUUUGAUGUGGGCAAAAAAGUAUUUGAGAAGUUACCAUGGCUAGGAAGGUGUAAGCAGCAUCAACAUCUCGUGGACUUGGAGGAUUCUCUUUGUAUGUUAGACUGUAGUCAUAAAGACAAUUGCCAUAUUGAUGUUUGGGUAAUGAAUGAUGAAGAUGGUUGGAGCAAGAAAUGUACUGUUGGACCGUUAUUGGGGUUUGACCGAAUCGAAGGCUGUUUGAGGAAUGGUGACAUUGUUGCUAGGAAUGAAAACGGAGUGAUAUUCUUGUGUGAUCCCAUAACUAGUUCAGUCAAGGCGAAAUUCAGCCUUGAUAAUUCUAAGAAUGAUUCAAAUGUGAUUGUUGACUAUUCAGAGAGCCUAUUUCUUAUCAGAGGGAUGCUACCAGUUAAGAAGCAAAAUGCUCAAGAUAAUUUGGCACGCAAAAAACUCACAAGACAAUUAUUAUAUACUCUACAGUGUGGAGCAUGUGUGAAGCGAAUAAGUGAUGUCAGGCAUGGUGCAUCUAGGAUGAAAAUUCACAAGAGAAGCAGAGCAUGGAAGUAGCUCCUUUAGUACUUUGUGGAUAAUAUGGAAAGAGGGUGUUUGAUGGAGUAAAACUACUUUUUUACAGCUUAGUGGAACAUUUUUGUUCUUUGGAUAUUCUUGGAGUAUUUCUAAUAUUCCAGUUAGUGUUGAUGUUUGGAUGUUGUUCAUAAGGAGACAUGCAGUUAGUGUUGAUGCUAUUAGUAAAGAAACAUGCUUCGUUGUAGGAUUUCUACCUUUUUCAUACAUCUUGUAUGUUGAAUUUUCCCAUUACAUCAAUAAAUUUAAG